Messenger RNA from Microthlaspi erraticum, 1734 nucleotides. NCBI's taxonomy places the organism in Eukaryota, Viridiplantae, Streptophyta, Magnoliopsida, Brassicales, Brassicaceae. The record is from the annotation of a GenBank genome assembly.
AUGGAGAGCAAAGGAAGUUGGACGGUGGCUGAUGCCGUAGAUUACAAAGGUCAACCUGCCGACAAAUCCAAAACCGGUGGUUGGAUCACUGCAGCUCUCAUUCUUGGAAUAGAAGUUGUGGAGAGGCUAUCAACAAUGGGAAUAGCAGUGAAUUUGGUAACAUAUUUGAUGGAGACAAUGCAUCUCCCUAGCUCAACCUCUGCUAACAUCGUCACUGACUUCAUGGGCACUUCCUUCCUUCUCUGCUUGCUCGGUGGCUUUCUCGCUGACUCCUUCCUCGGCCGUUUUAAGACUAUCGCUAUAUUUUCAUCCAUUCAAGCUUUGGGAACCGGUGCACUAGCGAUAGCAACAAAGCUGCCAGAGCUGCGUCCGCCAACAUGCCACCAUGGGGAAGUCUGCACGCCCGCCACUUCCUUUCAAAUGACCAUUCUCUAUAUUUCGCUUUACCUUAUAGCCCUUGGUACUGGUGGCCUUAAGUCAAGCAUCUCUGGAUUUGGAUCUGACCAGUUUGAUGACAAGGAUCCUAAAGAAAAAGCUCACAUGGCUUUCUUCUUCAACAGGUUCUUCUUCUUCAUUAGCAUGGGGACAUUGAUGGCUGUUACUGUUUUAGUUUACAUGCAAGAUGAAGUAGGAAGAUCAUGGGCUUAUGGAAUAUGCACUGUGUCAAUGGUUAUAGCUAUUGUGGUGUUCUUGUGUGGGACUAAGAGCUAUCGUUACAAGAAGAGCAAAGGAAGUCCUGUCGUGCAAAUUUUUCAAGUUAUAGCAGCUGCGUUUAGGAAGAGGAAAAUGGAGCUGCCUCAAAGCAUUGUCUAUCUUUAUGAAGAUAAUCCUGAGGGAAUAAUAAUUGAACAUACUGAUCAGUUUCACAUGUUGGACAAGGCAGCCAUAGUUGCGGAAGGAGAUUUUGAACAAACCCUAGAUGGCGUAGCAGUUCCCAACCCUUGGAAGCUAAGCUCAGUGACGAAAGUUGAGGAAGUGAAAAUGAUGGUUAGGCUAUUGCCUAUUUGGGCAACCACUAUAAUUUUCUGGACAACAUAUGCCCAAAUGAUUACAUUCUCAGUUGAGCAAGCUUCAACCAUGAGACGUACCAUUGGAAACUUCAAGAUCCCAGCAGGUUCUCUCACAGUGUUUUUCGUCGCCGCAAUUCUCAUAACUCUGGCUGUCUACGACCGUGCCAUCAUGCCUUUUUGGAAAAAAUGGAAAGGAAAACCAGGUUUCUCUAGCCUACAAAGAAUAGCUAUUGGAUUGGUCUUAUCAACCGCUGGAAUGGCAGCUGCAGCUCUAGUUGAGCAAAAGCGUCUAUCCGUUGCUAAAACCAGUACACAGAAAACAUUGCCCAUAAGUGUAUUCUUACUUGUUCCACAAUUCUUCCUAGUAGGAUCGGGAGAAGCCUUUAUAUACACUGGCCAACUUGAUUUCUUCAUCACCCAAUCACCUAAAGGGAUGAAGACAAUGAGCACUGGACUUUUCUUGACCACUUUGUCUCUAGGCUUCUUCGUCAGCAGUUUCUUGGUCUCAGUCGUCAAAAGGGUCACCGCAACUUCUAUGGAUGGAGGAUGGCUGGCCGAUAACAUAAACCAAGGCCGGCUCGAUUACUUUUAUUGGCUUUUAGUCAUUCUCAGUGGAGUUAACUUUGUUGUCUAUGUCAUAUGUGCCUUGUGGUUCAAGCCAACAAAGGGUAAAGACUCGGCGGAGAUGGAAAAGGGCAAGAGCUUUUCAGUUGAAGAUUGCUGA